Molecule: messenger RNA, 1812 nt
Organism: Panicum virgatum (switchgrass)
Lineage: Eukaryota; Viridiplantae; Streptophyta; Magnoliopsida; Poales; Poaceae
Exons: 7
Coding region: 123-1553 (476 amino acids)
Biological process (GO): activation of protein kinase activity; regulation of mitotic spindle organization; mitotic spindle assembly
Cellular component (GO): mitotic spindle; nuclear microtubule
Molecular function (GO): microtubule binding; protein kinase activator activity
Source: RefSeq, a predicted model, not a curated record
CUCUCGGAUCGCGCUCCGCCUCAUUACUCCCGCUCAUCAACUGCCGAGCGAAUUGAUCGUUCGGGGAUUCGAAGGCUUUUCGUUUUUGUUCUCUUCUUGGGUUUCGCGUUUCGAUCGCGGGGAUGGCCGCCGCCACGGCGAUGAGGAGCGCCAGAGGAGGAGGAGCGCGGCGGCCGUUCGCGCCGGUGGCGGUGUCGCCGCCGCCGCCGUCGCGGGCGGGGAAUCAGAUGGCGCAGGAGGAGCCGGUUCUGGGCGCCGGCGGCAAGGCGGCCAAGAAGUGCGGCUCGGGCUCGCCCCCUGUUCCCGUCUCCUCCAAGAAGACGCCGGCGGCGGCGGCGGGGAGGGCGCCGCCGAGGACGGCGAGCAGGAGGAGGGCGGGCUCUUGCGCCAAGAGGUGCUCCACUCUGGGGGCGGCGGCCGCGGCGAAAGCGGCGCACGACGAGCCGCGGCCGCGCGCGCCGGUGCGGGGCGUCUCCGACGAGCAGGACGACAGGAUGAGGGCCGUGCCCUCGUCUCCCCACUGCAACGAACCCGGCCAGGAGCGGCGGGGCAGUGAGGCGGCCUCCGCGUCGAGGAAGCGGAGGGCGAUGAGGAGCGUGGCGGCGGAGGCCAUGGCGGGCCUCCCCGAGCCCGGCGAGGGCCGCGUCAAGUACCUGGUGAACACCUUCGAGCGGCUCCUCUCGCUGGCCGCCGCUGCCGGCGGCGGGCCCGAGGCGCGGGGCGGAGGUGCGGGGAGGGAGAACGAGGCGACCGCGACGUCGCCGGCGUCGACGCCAGCAACGCCGCCGGGCGCCGAGGAGAUCGACGUGUCGUACCCCUCCAUCGCCUCGUCGUCCGAGGUCUCCUUCCCCGCCGUCGCCGGCGUCGCCUGCAUCCUCGACGCCUCCGACCGCACCAGCAGGAUCACCCGCGCACGAGGCCAACGCCGGCAGAGGACAUACAGUAGCACCGGCGCAUCGGAGAAGACCUGGAGCAGGAAGGUGACAAGGGUGACGAGCCAGCACCCGUUCAAUCUUAGGACUGAGCAAAGAGGAAAGGCAAAGGAAGAGAAUUUUGUUCAGAGACUGAGGAAGAUGCAGCUGGAGGAGGAGAGGCUGCGCAACCCGCUGGCUCAAGAUUUACCCUACACCACCGAUGAACCAGAGACUCCGGUGAAACCUCCAAUGAAGGAACCCACUGAACCGAUCGAUCUCGUGCUGCACAGUGAUGUGCGUGCAAUCGGUCGUGCCAAGUUUGAUCACCAAGUAAGUUGUCCACCGCGAUGCUCGCUCGCCGUCGAAGAGUUCCUAAGGGCCAUGCACCGGCUGUCUUCCAUCCUGCAGGUCGCUGAGCGCAGCAGCUUCAUACAGGAAGUGAAAUUGGAAAGGGAAAGACAGCUAAAGGUGGAUGAGGAGAUCGAGAUCAAGCAGCUGAGGAAGGAGCAGGUGCCGAGAGCACAUCCGAUGCCAGAUUUUACCAGGCCAUUCGUGCCGAAAAGGUCAUUGAAGCCUCAGACAAUUCCCAGGGAGCCAAGAUUUCACCCCAGAUUGAUGAGGCACGUGUCCAAGGCAUAAUCAGCUUCAAAAAUAGCAGUAGUAGUAGUCGUCGCCGUCGUCACCGCCAUCGUGGCGAUUCUUGCAGUUUAGCAAAUUUUAGUAGCUGCUAGCAACUAUAUUUUCUGAAACAAAAAAAGGUAGAAAAUACCUUCAUCAAACAUGUUGGUGUAAUCUGCUGAAUGCCUGUAGAGUUCUUUAUUUAUAUUUUCAGAAAAAAAGAAAUGUAAGAGUCCAAAAUACGUUUUCAUAAGUAGCACGGGUUACUUAUUCUGAAGAA